CGCGCAUUCUCGUGACAUUUCGGAAAGGUAGGUAGUAGGUAGUGGAUCCACUUCCGACCGGCUCAUCACAUCCAACACUUCUGUCAUUAGUGUAUUGUUUGGACACAAGUGGAUUUAAUUUUAGGAACUUAUAAUGAGUAUUUGGUGGAGUCUACCAAUCUUUGCUUUGGUGCACUUGUGUGGUGGAAACCCCAAUACCCCCGUCUGCGAUGUCACUCAUGAUUCCCAAGGGUGGCAUUAUAAGAUCAUCGGGGAGAACAAGCCUCCCGGCGUUUAUGAAUGGCGCAACGCAACGAAUCACACGUUGGCUAAUUCCAUACAAAAUGAAAGCGCCGAUGUGGUCCAGUGGCACAACUCCACGCAUCUUCAUUCCAAAGUUUGUUUGCUAGGCAUCAGUCACAAACGAGACCAUCACACGGAGUCUAAGGAACAAAUUAUCUAUUGCCCAGUCAACUGCACUGAAAAUGAUGAAGCUCCUCCGUUUGAUGUCAACUGCACUAAAAAUGAAGAAGCUCCUCCGUCUGAUGGUACCAUAGUUGGGAUCGUCGUUGGGAUCGUCGUUGGGAUCGUCGUUGGGAUCGGCUGCGUUAGGGUGGUGGUUUUUUUGGUGGUAGAAAAGCGUGAAUCAUUGGUUUCAUUUUUUGGAAGGAUUGGAAUGCAUCCGCAAUGCACUCAAUCCCAGGGAUAUGAAUUACCGGUUUUUUCCAUGGAUAAUGCGCAAAAUGUAACUGUAGUGUCGUGAUAAUUAGACACUACCCCUUUAAGAGACGGAGGAAGUGAGAGGGCAUAAAACAGAGAGCGGGAGAGUUGUAACAAAACAGAACGAGCGAGGAGUCAAUGUUGCACUACCUGUAACUAUGAAUGAAAGUUAUUAAAGCUUCAACUUCAAAGAUCUAAACUGAGAGGACAUCCAGUUUCUACAAUGGCGACGAGGAUAUUGCGCGACUGACGUAAAUGGAUCCCCGCGACGGAGUUUCUACCGCUCACAACUGUUAGCCUGCUGGAGCGCAGGAUAGCCGCUUUGCUGGUGACGGUCUCGUGAGUAAACGGCCGUAUGGCGGACGUAGUUUGAUGCUGGAAUAUCUCCGGUGCGAAGCUGUUUUACUAUCUGGCCUCGCAUCUUAAGAAAGAAGACGCCAUCGUCUAGCUAAUGACGCUCGCACUAUAGUCGGGAGAGACGUGCUAUUGCCUAUCGCAGACGAAGGGGCUAGCAACGGCUACACACGUGGACGUGACUGGACGGUGGUAUUCCUGUGGGAAGACAAAGAAAACGCUGUCGAACAAACCCUAUUGUGACAAUGGCGGGUGUGGCUGGAUUACCCGCAUUCCCCCUUUUUGAUGUACACGCAGAGUCGGCUUCCCUUUCCCUGAAAUGGACGAAGUGGAUGAGGAGAUUUGAGACAUUUCUCACGGCGGCUGCCAUAACUGAUAAAACAAGAAAAAAGGCUAUGCAGUCAUGGUAGCUGGUGAAUACAUUGAUGUUCUUGUUGAUUCGGGAGCCUCAGCUGAUCUCCUGGAUCGAAGAGCCUACGGCGCGUUGAAAACGAAACUCAAACUGGAGCAGUCAAGCAAAAGGAUAUACCCUUAUGGUACAAACGUUCCCCUUUCCCUUCGUGGUAAGGUCACCACAACAGUCUCUGCCAAUGGGAGAACAGCUCAGGCAGCAUUCUACGUUGUUGAUGGAGACCACGGCUCGCUGCUGGGCCAUGACACUGCAACUAAACUAGGUCUCAUACAGGUGCAACCUUACAAGCUCAAAAUUGUUCACAAACCUGGAGGAUCAAACUCGGCGGACUACGUGUCACGCCAUCCACAAACACUUCACACGCCCAGUAUCACAGAUGACGUGGACACUGGAAUGCAUGUCUCCGUCAUUGCUACACAUGCAGUACCCAAGACUGUGCAUCAACCGCUGCGAAUGUCUGAACUCCCACAGGGGCCUUGGGAGGAUGUUGCAGUGGACUUCUGUGGCCCCUUUCCUUCAGGUGACUACCUGUUAGUCCUCAUGGAUGAGUGUUCGAGGUUUCCCUUUGUGGAGAUUAUGCCAUCUACAUCGGCAUGCAGACUCAUCCCUGUCAUGGACAAAAUCUUUUCGACAGUGGGAAUCCCAAAAGUGGUGAGAAGCGGUAAUGGGCCCCCAUUCUCGAGCAAGGCUUUUUCGGACUUUGCAAGAUACCUUGGAUUCCACCACAGGAAGGUAACCCCCUACUGGCCACAGGCCGACACUGCAGUUGAAAGGUUCAACAGGACUCUGACCAAAGCGAUCCACACAGCUACGCUGGAAGGCAAGCCGUGGAAGCAAGAGCUGUACAAGUUCCUCAGGGACUACAGGGCAACACCUCAUCAUACCACCAACCGGCCUCCGGCUGAGGUGUUCUAUGGUCGGCCCAUAAGUAUAAAGCUGCCGUCCAUCUCUCAUCCCCCCAGUGAUGAUGAUCUCCGUCGGACAGAUGGAUUGAGGAAGGACAAAAUGAAGAAGUGUGCGGACGAAAGGAGGAACGCAUCACACUCUGUGCUCAAGGAGGGUGAUGUUGUCCUAAUACAACAGAGGAAGACGGGAAAACUUGUGACGCCCUUCAACCCAAACCCCUACAAAGUCAUCGCAGUGAACGGAACGAUGGUCACUGCACGGAGACAGGACCACAGACUCACAAGACAUAGAUCGCACUUCAAACUCUUGAAGCACAAACCGGAAGUCCCAUUCACAACAGGAGGCGGUGAUAACUGUGAUGACGACAGUGUUAAUGGACAAGCAGGUGAUCCCGAACACGUUAACCUUGAAACCAGGAGGCGACGCCCUGUGAGGGUAAACAGACGACCGCCUCAGACUCAUCACUGAGAUAUAGCAAAGGCCAUAGAGUGAUGAGACACUGACAAAUUCUCGCCACCGUUAUGUUUGUUAUCGACACAAGAGUAAUGUGUGUUCAGUACUGCUCAGAGAUGUUAAGCUUAGUUAUUUGUUAAAGUGUUUGUAUAUCUGAUUUUGAAUUCAUAGUAUAAUACGGAAUCACAAUUUUACAUGACUGUAUUUUGGAAACCACUUUAUUUCAAUUGUACAUUCUGUCAGGGUAAGUAAAGCUGAAACUAAGGAAGGACAUUUCAUUUAAAAGAAAAGGAGAGAUGUAGUGUCGUGAUAAUUAGACACUACCCCUUUAAGAGACGGAGGAAGUGAGAGGGCAUAAAACAGAGAGCGGGAGAGUUGUAACAAAACAGAACGAGCGAGGAGUCAAUGUUGCACUACCUGUAACUAUGAAUGAAAGUUAUUAAAGCUUCAACUUCAAAGAUCUAAA
This is a messenger RNA of Syngnathus typhle (broad-nosed pipefish), 3290 nucleotides long. RefSeq lists its product as uncharacterized. The transcript has 7 exons. The coding region runs from base 1457 to 2839 and encodes 460 amino acids. The record is from RefSeq and is a predicted model, not a curated record. Lineage: Eukaryota; Metazoa; Chordata; Actinopteri; Syngnathiformes; Syngnathidae. Gene Ontology annotation, biological process: DNA integration. Gene Ontology annotation, molecular function: nucleic acid binding.